Messenger RNA from Chionomys nivalis (European snow vole), 3357 nucleotides. RefSeq names its product NudC domain containing 1 (gene Nudcd1). The coding region runs from base 75 to 1823 and encodes 582 amino acids. The record is from RefSeq and is a predicted model, not a curated record. Lineage: Eukaryota; Metazoa; Chordata; Mammalia; Rodentia; Cricetidae. The transcript is spliced from 10 exons.
CUCAGUUCCAGGAGCGAAGCGCGGACCUUUCAACAAGAGCUUUAUUGAUUCUCUCGCUGGGCUCCCGGAACGCCAUGGAGGCAGCCAAUUGCUCCCUGCGGGUGAAGCGACCCUUGCUGGAUCCCCGCUUCGAGGGCUACAAGCUGUCUCUCGAGCCGCUGCCCUGCUACCAGCUGGAGCUCGAUGCAGCUGUAGCAGAAGUAAAACUUCGGGAUGACCAGUAUACACUGGAGCACAUGCAUGCUUUUGGAAUGUAUAAUUAUCUGCACUGUGAUGCCUGGUAUCAAGACAGUGUCUACUACAUUGAUAACCUUGGGAGAAUCAUGAACUUAACAGUGAUGCUGGACACUGCCUUAGGAAAACCUCGAGAGGUUUUUCGACUUCCCACAGAUUUGACAGCAUAUGACAAUCGUCUUUGUGCAUCUAUCCAUUUUACAUCCCCUACCUGGGUUACCUUGUCAGAUGGAACGGGAAGAUUAUAUGUCAUCGGAACAGGUGACCGUGGAAAUAAUCCUGAAAAAUGGGAAAUUGUGUUUAAUGAAGAACUUGGGAAUCCGUUUAUUAUAAUUCACAGUAUCUCGUUACUGAAAGCUGAAGAACAUUCAGUAGCUGUGCUUCUUCUUCGAAUAGAGAAGGAGGAAUUGGACAUGAAAGGAAGUGGUUUCUAUGUUUCUUUGGAGUGGGUCACUGUCAGUAAGAACAACGAAGACAGUAAAAAGUAUGAAAUUACGAAGCAUCAUGUUCUCCGUGGAAAGUCGGUGCCACAUUAUGCUGCUGUUGAGCCUGAUGGAAACGGCCUAAUGGUUGUGUCCUAUAAGUCCUUCAAGGUUAUUUCGGUUGAUCAGGAGCUUGAAGAAAGUAUGGAUGAAGACAGGUCAGAGAAAAUCAAAGUAGAACCUCUGUAUUACUGGCAGCAAACUGACGAUGAUUUGACAGUAACAGUAAGGCUUCCAGAAAACUGUGCGAAGGAAGAUAUUGAAAUACGAUUUUUGCCUGAUAACAUCAGCGUUAUGCUGAAGGAUAACCACGUUUUGGAAGGAAAGCUCUAUUCAUCUAUUGAUCAUGAAAGCAGUGCAUGGACAAUUAAAGAGAAUGACAGCAUGGAAAUUACCUUGAUUAAGAAGAAUGAAGGUCUGAUGUGGCCAGAGCUGGUCGUUGGUGAUAAACAGGGAGAACUUAUAAGGGACCCAGCCCAGUGUGCUGCAAUAGCAGAACGCUUGAUGCACCUGACCUCCGACGAACUGAAUCCAAAUCCAGAUAAAGAGAAACCUCCAUGUAAUGCUCAGGAAUUAGAAGAAUGUGAUAUUUUCUUUGAAGAGAGCUCCAGUUUAUGCAGAUUUGAUGGCAAUACAUUAAAAACAACCCAUGUGGUGAAUCUUGGCAGCAACCAGUAUCUGUUCUCAGUCACUGUGGAUCCUAAAGAAAUGCCCUGUUUCUGUCUGCGCCAUGAUGUCGAUGCCCUCCUCUGGCAGCCGCACUGCAGCCAGCAGGAUGAUAUGUGGGAGCACAUCGCCACCUUCAAUGCCCUAGGUUAUGUCCAAGCAUCAAAGAGAGACAAGAAAUUUUUUGCCUGUUCUCCAAACUCCUCCUAUGCAGCCCUCUGUGAGUGCCUUCGCCGAGUGUUCAUCUAUCGGCAGCCUGCUCCCAUGUCCACUGUGCUCUACAACAGGAAGGAAGGCAGGCACGUGGGCCAGGUUGCUAAGCAGCAAGUAGCAAGCCUGGAAACCAAUGAUCCUAUUUUAGGCUUUCAGGCAACAAAUGAGAGAUUAUUUGUUCUCACUACCAAAAACCUCUUUUUAAUAAAAGUAAAUACAGAGAAUUAAUCCUCCAAUAUUUGGCUGAAAUCAAGUAUCCAGUGGUACCUGGAGGGCUGGACAGUUGUCCUGUAACUUGUUAGGUUUUACUGUGAUAACUACAAACAUCCUUUAUGAAGUUUUAUUUUUAAAGAAGAUUGGAAAUGUAUUCAAGAGAUUAUGAAUCUGUAAAAGCUAUGUGAUAGAUGAAGCUACAGAUUUAGAGAAAUUGGCUUCUGUAAAAAAUGAAGAUAUUGGCAAAUAUAGUUAUUUUUUAAAACCUGGUGAUUAAAUCUCAUCUUUUAUAUGAAAAAAUAUGAAUUCAUUGUUUAAAAAUAAAACUAUUUAUCAUGUACCUAGCUCAUUGUUUAGAUUGGUAUAGUCACUCUAUAGAAUGUGUGGGUAGCAGUCAAACACUGAGUAUUAUAAAGUAUUUUAACAGGUUGAAAUCUACAGAAAAAUUGUUGUAAGUCUAGAGUUGUAAGAGUACAGCAGUUUUGAUGUUUGCUUAUAAACCUUAAUUAUUUUCAUAGUAAGCAUAGAUUUGCUUAUGUAAGCAUAGAUUUGCUCUACUAUAUCAGAGAAGCAUUUUCCAUUAUUGCAUAACCAAAGACCACAAAAUUCAGGUGUUUAAGAGAUUAUUCCAGCUCCUGGGAAGCUAAGGCUGGAGAAAUACCAGUUCAAGGCCAGCCUGGGCCACAUAUCAAGACCUUGUCUCCAAAAAGAAAAGCAACUCAAGCUUUAUUUAUGGUUUUUCAUGGUUCUGUGAAUUGGGUCUUCGUGCUCUAGAUGGUCUCUUGUCUUCUAGUAGGCUGGCUGUGCGUCCUGCCAUGACAGAGAACACAUUCUAAGAGCAAACCCCAGGAUGCAAGGGUUUGCCAAGCUUGGAUUUUCAUGAUUGCUAAAAAACAUGGACAGUAUGACUCACAUGGCCAAGUCUAGACAGACAGCAGAGCUGUGGUACCAUGGAGGUGACAGGCACAUAGGACAGAUUAUAAUACAUUUGUCUCACUAAGAUCUCUUUACUUUUCUGACAGCUUAUUUAUUUCCACAUUGAUUUUUUUCUUCACAAAUAUUUGUGGCUCAGAAUUAUUCUCCAAACUUCUUUCAAUUUGUAUUUAUUGUGGAUUUGUUUUGUUUUAUUUUUACAUUAUUUUUAGAGUUCAUAUUUUAUUAAUGUCCUUAAAAAUUUAAUUAAAGAGAAAGAAAAUAAAGGAUCAUAAGAUAGAAAAUAUUUGUUUGAAUGUAUGUUUUGCCUAUCUGGAACAAACAUGGGACUGAAUUCAAUUUAAAGAAGUUUCUAGUCUAGGGAGAUGGCUCUGUCAGAAAAGUGAUUGCAGCGUAAGCAUAAAGACCCAAGGUUUAGAUUCCUGUUCCUCACAUUAGAAAAAGAAAAGAAAAACAAGUGGGCACAGCUGUAUGCAUCUGUAAUCCCGACACACUUGCUAGGCAGAGACAGGCGCAUUCUUGCUGGCCACACAGUCUAGCCAGAUUAGCUGAACUCCGGGUUCAAAUGAGCAAAGCUCCUCAUGUCAACAUUUGAACAUUUGUCCUCCACAUGCAU